Annulohypoxylon truncatum is the source of this 771-nucleotide messenger RNA. RefSeq lists its product as uncharacterized. The record is from RefSeq and is a predicted model, not a curated record. Bases 135 to 680 code for a protein of 181 amino acids. NCBI's taxonomy places the organism in Eukaryota, Fungi, Ascomycota, Sordariomycetes, Xylariales, Hypoxylaceae. The transcript is spliced from 4 exons.
AAAACCGUAUAACUACAUAUGCAGGUGUGGUGGCAUUUUUCAAGACCCUACAAGUACAAUAAAUACAAUUCGAAAUAGACAAGUGAGAAAAGAAAAAAAAGACGAAAAAAGGAAAAUAGUUCACUUUCUCAGAUAUGGUAGACUACGAAGUCGGCACGGCAACCCACGUCGGUAGCCAUGUUAGUCAGCUAUUGCGGACUAUUGGAAAUUGGAGUAGACCCAGUGGUCACGGUCUCUACAUGUUCCGCUCCAUGUUUGUAGCAUCCUCAACAGCGGCACUACUUGGCUUAGCCACCGCCGCAGCAUCGGGUAUCCUCACCGGAGGCGGUGGCCUAGGCUUCCUCCUAGGGUCAUGUGUCGGCUUCGUGGGUGGCUCGAUACACUACUACCAGCAGUGUCUACGCCAGGCUUUAGCUUCCCUGGAUGAGCACCCGAGCCUGAUGCAACUGCACCUGGCCUACAACUUCCCCUGGCAGGGCUAUCAGCACCUGCGGAAGAGCCAGCUACGUUCCAAGCAGUGGUGGAGGACCUCGUUUGCGCGCCAGGGAAACCUGAUUGCCGCCUGGAUGAGUGCUUCAGCUGCCCUCGACGAGAUUCACGAUCGCAAGACGGCGCUGAUCCUCGAAGCUAUCGUUAAAAAGGAGGCGUCUAAGGGAUCGAUCGAGGAGAAGGAGGAUUAGAUCGGUAGAUUUUCUACGUUAUGCAGACAGAAUCAUGCCGGCUACAGGGACGUAUUAAUCAGCGUAAUACACUGCACUUUUAUCUACAGCA